Solanum verrucosum is the source of this 1402-nucleotide messenger RNA. Its product is annotated as protochlorophyllide reductase-like. The record is from RefSeq and is a predicted model, not a curated record. The coding region runs from base 36 to 1232 and encodes 398 amino acids. The transcript is spliced from 5 exons. Lineage: Eukaryota; Viridiplantae; Streptophyta; Magnoliopsida; Solanales; Solanaceae. Gene Ontology annotation, molecular function: protochlorophyllide reductase activity.
AAAAAAUCCCAAAAAUUCUUUUCUUGAACUUCUUAAUGGCUCUUCAGGCUGCUUCUCUGCUUCCUUCUACUUUCUCCAUUUCCAAGGAGGGCAAAGCUAGUGCAACCUUGAAGAAUUCUAGUAUUUUUGGAGCUUCUCUUUCUGAUUAUACUAAAUCUGAUUUUGGUUCAUCUUCAUUUAAAGUUAAGAGCCAAAGAAGAUUGUCCAAUGGUGCUGUCGUAAGGGCAACGAUGGUUGCUUCUCCUGGUGUCACUACUAACUCUCCAUCAGGAAAAAAAACACUAAGAAAAGGUUGUGUAAUUGUCACUGGUGCCUCAUCAGGAUUAGGCUUAGCCACAGCAAAAGCUCUGUCUGAAACAGGGAAAUGGCAUGUUAUUAUGGCAUGUAGGGACUUUUUAAAAGCUGAGAAAGCAGCAAAAUCAGUUGGGAUGCCUAAGGAGAAUUACACCAUCAUGCAUUUGGACCUCGCCUCGCUUGACAGCGUACGCCAAUUUGUUGAUAACUUCAGGAGGUCGGGACGACCUCUCGAUGUGUUGGUUGCUAAUGCUGCUGUUUACCAACCAACUGCUAAAGCGCCUUCAUUUACUGCAGAAGGAUUUGAGCUUAGUGUUGGAACUAACCAUCUUGGACAUUUUCUUCUUUCGAGAUUGUUGCUUGAUGACUUGAAGCAAUCUGAUUAUCCUUCAAAGAGACUCAUCAUUGUUGGUUCAAUUACAGGGAACACAAAUACUCUGGCCGGAAAUGUACCUCCAAAAGCCAAUCUCGGCGACUUGAGGGGUAUGGCGGGAGGUUUAAACGGAAUUAACAGCUCAGCGAUGAUCGAUGGAGGUGACUUUGACGGUGCAAAAGCAUACAAAGACAGCAAGGUGUGCAACAUGCUUACGAUGCAGGAAUUCCAUCGUCGAUACCACGAGGAAACUGGCAUCACAUUUGCCUCUCUUUACCCUGGCUGCAUUGCCACAACAGGGCUAUUCAGAGAACAUAUCCCCUUGUUUAGGCUUCUUUUCCCACCAUUCCAGAAGUAUAUUACAAAGGGAUAUGUCUCUGAGACUGAAUCUGGAAAGAGACUUGCUCAGGUUGUGAGUGAUCCAAGCUUGACAAAAUCAGGUGUCUACUGGAGCUGGAACAAAGAUUCAGCUUCUUUCGAAAACCAGUUGUCCGAAGAAGCAAGUGAUGCAGAGAAAGCGCGUAAAGUGUGGGAAGUCAGUGAGAAACUCGUUGGUUUGGCUUAAAUUUUGGACUAACCUUAGUCAUCGUCGAAGAAAACAGGAAAAUGACUUCACGAGUGAGAGUUUGUACCGGAAUUUCUACGAUGUUGUAAAGAGAAGUGUUAUUGUAGUUAGGAUUGGAAAUAAAGAUCACUCACCUUGUUUUGUUUUGUGUUGAAAAAUGUCACUAAUUU